Messenger RNA from Pundamilia nyererei, 3380 nucleotides. It is a transcript of the gene borcs6, whose product is annotated as BLOC-1 related complex subunit 6. Gene Ontology annotation, cellular component: BORC complex. Gene Ontology annotation, biological process: lysosome localization. The record is from RefSeq and is a predicted model, not a curated record. Bases 582 to 1937 code for a protein of 451 amino acids. The transcript has 7 exons. NCBI's taxonomy places the organism in Eukaryota, Metazoa, Chordata, Actinopteri, Cichliformes, Cichlidae.
AAACAAUAAAAGCCAGCUGUGAGUGUUCUGGGAGUUGGAGGCCUGGACUGCUAAUGUUAGCCGCGCUGCGCUAACGUCAUUUAACUGCACUGGCAGCUGAAAGGGAGCUAGCAAGGCGACUCUGACAGCACUACGACAACUUCCUCAGCGCUGGCAGACACUUAUGCUUGUCAGGGUUUUUUUCUUAGUUCCUCUUUGUUUGUCGCACAGUAAUUUUCGGGCGUUGCUGUCUUAAAAUCUGGAAAUAUAAGCUAAUAUGAACCCUAAGGUAGCUUAGUAUUGUGCUAAACCAUUUAGUACGACGCCAUUUCAGUCUUUAUGAAAAAUUGUUAUGAUCCAUAAGUGUGUCAGCUAACACCGACGUGUUUAAAUCUCUGGAAAACUCUCACAGCAGUCCCCUUCUCACAGUCGAAUUGUUUCCAUUGUCUUGUACGUCAUAUGAGAGGUCAGGAGACCAAGCACAUUAUUCACUUAUUCUAUUUUUGAAGAGGAGUCAGUGAAUUCAGUGGAUGUACUCUUCUCCUGUUGUCUGUGGUUGUGCCUUUAGAGUUUUCUCUUUACAGCAGUAACCAGGCGGAGGGAUGAGUCUCUCCCCUGUGAUUGGCACAGAAGUGCCAGAAACGGCAAACGGGGUAGCGACACCUGUUGCACUGGAGAAUGGCCCUCAAGCUCCGGUCUCAGUGAAAUGUUCAAGUAGAGUACCAGGUACCGGGGAGGCAUCUGUGGAUGAGUCCCACAUGCACACAGAGAACCAUGCUGAUGCUAAUAUGGAAAACCUAGUUCACCAUGGGAAAGGCCACUUGGACACAGAGAUGGACAUGAAUGAGAGAACCUCUAGCUUAUCAUUACAAAGCCCUGAGGAGGCAAACCCCUCCCUCCCCACGGUGACAGGCACAGGAGAAACAGAUCUAGGAUCCAAAGACAUUCCUGAUGAAGCCUCUAAGACUGUGGAGCCUGCUGAUGCAGUUCUUCUGUGGGACUCAGCAUUGCACAGGCAGUCCAAAGACUCGUAUCAGCAAGGACACCCAGUCACCACAGAAAGGCAGCAGACAGAAGCAGAGACUGCGGAUGGAGGCUCCAACAGCCAAGAGGAGGAUGUAGAUGGAGAGACAGAGAAACAGGAUGUGGAGGAGGAUGAGAAGAAUGAAAACAAGUUGGAGAAUCAGCGCGCCGGAAGGAGAACAAAGGUGGAAUCUUCACAACGCUACUCAUCUUCAGCCCCUGGUCCGAGUACCUCCACCUCUUCUUCUCCUCCACCUCCUCUUCUUUCUUCAGAUGAUACCCCUUGCCCUCCUCACAUCAUGGCCCAGGUCUGGGUUCGCAAUGUGCGGGGAAUGCAGGACAGCAAGAGCCUGGAUGAAAUUAGUCAAGCGUGUGGAGGUGGUUCAGGGGCUCGAGGAGGGGGCAGAAGUGGCCAGUCAGAGGGCCGAAGGGCCACCAUCUCCUCGGCUUUGGAACUAGAGGGUACAGUCAGUCAUGAUGGAGACCUGACUAACUUCAUCACAAAAAACCUCGAGCAGAAGAUCAAAAUGAGCUCCAAGCCUAGUCUGGACUGCAGUGACUCGGACUGUUCGGGUCCUAUUUACCGAAGUCGAGGGUUGACACGGCGACCAGCGGAUAUACCACCCAUUGAUCCCACCGUCCUUUUGGACCUUCAGAGACACACCCAGGAAGUGGCACACAGUGUGGAGGUGAUGAUGCGGAGCCUCAAUGGAACCAUCCAAAAUAUGACAGCUCUGAGUGUGGGGUAUAUCCAGACCUACAGAGACUCAGUGGACAGCCUGGGAGAGUCUGUAGAUAUGAGUAUAAAGGGCAUGUAUACACUAAUGGCUCGCUGCGAGGAGUUGGAUCGUUCCAUGCAGCCCAUACACAACCUGGCUACGCAGAUACGCGAUAUCAAACGCACCCUUGACACUCUGGAGGCAAUUUGCAAGUAACACCAUAAACAAACAUCCCAGAUGCAAAGGUCUAGCAUCAGGCGCAUGUGUGCAACCCACCCACCCAUGUGCAGGUAGCACACACACACAUACUGCAGCGAAGACACCCGUGGAGUCCGGGAACUGUUGCUGCUCGGCAUGUUGGAUUAUUGGCACUCCUAGUUCCUAUGGACUUGCUUAGACGUUCCUCAUGUUUGUGUUGUGAGAUCUCAGAUGAACUGUGCUUAUUUCGCUCUUCAGGCUGAGCUUUUUCCUUUUCACAACAUUUACGCUAUCCAAGUUGUCAAGAAACAAAAUCUCACAAAUUAACCAAUUUUAGAGACUCUUGUACCGUGGACACAUGCACAUGGACAGAUCUUUAAAGAAGGUGGGAUAAUGGGCUCUUUUUCACUUCACUGUCUAAAAGGAGUGAGUUGGUCUCCGUCCAGCCUGCUUGGUUCAGAUUGCACUAACCUCUGUUCCCCACAUGGAGGUGAUGUUUCGUUCUCCGUCUCUCUGCCACUGGAGAGGCAAUAAUAAACUGCUCAGAAGGCGGUGACUUUUGCACAGGAACAGAAAGUCUAUUUUUUAAUCUUAUGCAACAAGGGUCAGAUUCUUUCACUGCAAGAGAAAUUACAGUUGUGUCAUGUCUGUUUGUCCUUACGUGUUUUGUGUGUUUUCAGUUUCCUCAGCAUGCGUGCUUGUUCAAAAACACUGAAACUUUGUGCCACUGGGAACCAGUACAGUCCGUACUCUGUCAGUGCAGUCCAAGAUGAUGUUGAGUACAUAACUGGAAAAAUAUGUUGUGCAGCCUUCGCAGUGGCUUUAAAUAUUACGUGUAAUAUUAACAGCUUCAGGUAUUUAAUUUCCUUUGACUUUUGGAUGCCAUUUAUAAGGCUGGAUACUGACGUUGAUCUCCUGAUUUUAAUUCUUCAUUAUUCAGCUGCAUCACAUCUUGAGAACCUAAAUUCUUACAUCCUAUAAAACUGUAAAACUAAGUAAAGUGCAUCUGAUAGGCUAAAUUGUAAAACACAAUCAAGGGGCAGCAUAAUUGUGCGUAACUUAAAAAUAAAAGCAUUGUAACUUUGAGCACACGCAGGACUGAAUGUCUCAUCUCAUUCUCGUUAGCACUGUUUGUGCUGAGAUGGCUAGCUUACAUUAGCAACCCAAGAGACUGACUGGGUUAAGUAAAUUCAUGACUUGCAUGCCUCCCAUAACUUGUAGCCAGAGAUAACAUCUCAUCUUGUCAUCAAACACAAACCAAGGGCUCAGAUCAGUGUGCAGUCUUCUUUUUUUCAGUCUGUCCCCCUCGUGAUUAUAGUCGUGACUCAAUGUGGCUUUAUAAAACAAGAUUCAUGUGCACAUUGUUACAACUCGAUUUCCAAGGUUUAAACACUUUACACUCUAUGCAGCUCUGACUGAAACCACUUAGAAAAAUUAACCACUGCAGCCACACAAAACUGA